Xylona heveae TC161 is the source of this 2192-nucleotide messenger RNA. RefSeq lists its product as hypothetical. NCBI's taxonomy places the organism in Eukaryota, Fungi, Ascomycota, Xylonomycetes, Xylonales, Xylonaceae. The transcript is spliced from 7 exons. The record is from RefSeq and is a predicted model, not a curated record. Bases 309 to 1937 code for a protein of 542 amino acids.
AGGUCUCGCAGGGAUAUCAGAUGGCAUAGUGACAAAUUGAAUAUGCAAGUUGCUCAGCUGUGUUCAGCUCUUCGUGCAUUUGACAGCACGGCAGAUCCAGCUCGUUGGGGCUUCACCCUGCCUUCUUCAACUGAAACUGUUUACUGACGUAGCGAAAUGAUGCAAUGACCCCGAGAUUGAUCGACCUUGAUCAAGCAUUGAGAGGAUACACCCCGCUUUGUCAAGUAUAAAAUCAGCCUAAUAGAUUCUCUGGAAUGACUCAAAUUUCUCUUUCCAGCUUGUGAUUCUUCAAAUUUCAUCUCUCAGCCAUGUCGAGCGAAACGGACAAGCGGUUGCAGGUAAACCUCAAGGGAUUUUCUGAAGCGGUAGCGGUCUCUCAGAGGGCGAUCAAUAACAAUCUUGAAGCUCUUCUCAAGAUCUACCCUGAAUUUGGAGAGAUAAACAUUAGGGCGCACGAUGGAAACAUGAACGCACAAUUAAAUUCUGGGCAGGUUGCUUUGCACAUAACUGAUGGCAAUCGAGGCAUGGUGGACUACUACUGCAGAUUCAAAUCAGGAACGGUUUCAGUUUGGGACGAUGAUCUAGAUGACUUCACCGACGAUAUCGACAUGACGGGCUGGGUGUUUGCCUUCGGGGUCUCAAUGGGGGCGAUCAAUGUGGAUGAAGGCACCGAGGAACAUAAGGAGAUUAGAUCUGUUAUCAACCAACCGGGAGAUUAUUCCAUUCUUCGUCUCUACCUUGACUUCAAUACACAUACUAUAUCCUCCUUCAAUCAAGCUGCUAGCGACUUUUGUGGCUACGAAUUCUCUGAGAGCGGUAUGAUCUCUUUUCUGGCAAUUAUGCUCAAGUGGGGCAAAGAUAUUACGGAUGCUGUCAAUGAAGAGCCCCGAAAAACGACAAUUGGAUACUCUGCCAAAGUGAACGAUCCCAAUUCCGUCAACGAAGAAGCUCCUACAUUUCCUCCGACGUCGGUCAAGUUCCAGAAUUAUGAGUAUCUUGCCCAAGGCCAGACUACUCCAACAGACGGCGUGGGUGCCAAGGGUGACAACAACGUCCUUUUGUAUCUGGAAAUGACGCAGCACCAAAGCUUUCCCCCUGAGCAACAGCUCACCUAUUCUGGUAACUUUGUUACACCCGACAUGGAUGGAACCAUUUGCAUUAGUCGCGAGGUUUUCUUCGAUAGCUAUCUGUUGCGGACAGCUCCAUCCUUUCUCCUAAACUCGUUAAACUCAUCUAUUUAUGCUUGGAUCGCCGGAGACCGCAACGUACAUGCGGACACGGAAUAUCCAUCACCAGAGAAAAAUCUCAAACUGGGACCUGGCUCAGAUAAGGAUGGUAAUUCCGACUUUUUCACCUUCAACCCGGUCGUCGACAACAGAACGAAGUGGGAAUGGAAACAACACGACUACACGUUGGACGACCCAAGGGAAGUGAAGCUGCAAUAUUGGGUCGAAAACAACCAUGCACUUGAGCUGAAGCCGGGCACAAAUCAAAUGGUACUGAGUGGAGAAGCAAAGAUCCAUUUCAAGAACCAGUACUAUCCCAUAUACCUUUUUGGUGGGAACCAGGGAUGCGAAGCCAGCGCUACAGCGACAUGGGCCAUCAACAUUACCCUCAACUCCGUCAAAGAAGGGGGGCUUGAGAUUUCUUUGAACCUUCCUGAUGAUCCAAAUGAUCUCUUCGAGAUAUCUCCAUACUUUGACGAUUGGCCAUUCUCUAAUAUAUAUCCGCCUUAUGGCGAGCACCUCAAAGAGAGAAUGCAAAGUGCAAUUACUGUAGCUCCUCUAUGGGAAGCCGCCAGGGAGCUUCAAACGGCCCUGUCAAGCACGGCUCGAUUUGUCGUGCCUGGAGGCGGCACAUUUUUCUACAAGAAUCCCAUUUUCAACAAUAAUGGAGAUGUCAUGAUUGAAGCGCAGUAUAAUGGUGUGGAUGCUUGAAAUUAGAGUAUCGAAGAGUGCGUAGCAUUUGUCGUUUUAUGCAUCAGUGACUAUAGUUGAAGAGUCUACAGCUGAGGAGAAGCGGGGCGACAGGAUGCUGUAGUACUUCUGAUGACGUAUAAAAUCGAUUAAGUUUUCUACCUAUUCCAUAAGCUGAUGAUGAUAUGUCUUUGCGAAGGCUCUCUUGGAAAUACUUCGGUGAGGCUGGCAACGAGCUGCAGGUAGCCAUGAAAAUAAAAUUGAAGUAAAGACCCG